This is a messenger RNA of Xiphophorus maculatus (southern platyfish), 2451 nucleotides long. RefSeq names its product RAB8A, member RAS oncogene family (gene rab8a). The transcript has 8 exons. Gene Ontology annotation, cellular component: synaptic vesicle; plasma membrane; trans-Golgi network transport vesicle. Gene Ontology annotation, molecular function: GTPase activity; GTP binding. Bases 87 to 707 code for a protein of 206 amino acids. Gene Ontology annotation, biological process: regulation of exocytosis; protein secretion; protein localization to plasma membrane. The record is from RefSeq and is a predicted model, not a curated record. Lineage: Eukaryota; Metazoa; Chordata; Actinopteri; Cyprinodontiformes; Poeciliidae.
UUGACCAACAGGACGCCCCGCAGCAGCAGCGACCUCUCCGUCUGCACAACGGGCGGGACAUCCGCAGUAGUAAGCUAGCUAAUAACAUGGCGAAGACUUACGAUUACUUGUUUAAACUACUUUUAAUCGGUGAUUCGGGAGUCGGGAAAACCUGCGUGCUUUUCAGAUUUUCAGAAGAUGCCUUCAACUCAACGUUUAUCUCAACUAUAGGUAUUGACUUCAAAAUCAGAACAAUAGAAUUAGAUGGAAAGAAGAUCAAACUACAGAUAUGGGACACGGCGGGACAAGAGAGAUUCAGGACCAUCACAACAGCCUACUACAGAGGAGCCAUGGGCAUCAUGUUAGUGUAUGACAUUACCAACGAGAAGUCCUUUGACAACAUCAAGAACUGGAUAAGGAAUAUAGAAGAGCAUGCCUCUGCAGAUGUAGAGAGGAUGGUCCUGGGGAAUAAAUGUGAUGUCAAUGACAAGCGACAAGUGUCCAAAGACAGAGGAGAGAAACUGGCAUUGGAGUACGGUAUCAAGUUCAUGGAAACGAGUGCAAAAGCAAACAUCAAUGUGGAGAAUGCCUUCCUAACCCUCGCCAGAGAUAUUAAGGCAAAGAUGGACAAGAAACUGGAGGGCAACAACCCUCAGAGCAGCAACCCGGGAGUCAAGAUUUCAGAGCAGCCCAAGAAGAGCAGCUUCUUCCGCUGCACGCUUCUGUGAGAAAGACGGUAGCGCCGACAUCCACCAUCGCCUUAACUGCGUCCCCCACUGGACAGAACUGGACAGAGCACACUCUGAUGCCUGUUUUAUUCUUCCUCCCUCGUCUUCCUUCUUCUGAUUUAUCCUUUGAUUAAUUAGAUAAAAAAAAAAUAAAAAUCCCUCCUAGUCUUCCUACCUGUGGAUUUAGCAGCUGCGGCCUCGGUUACACACUGACAGCUUCGACUUGAAUCCAGAAAUUUUAUUCACUUUUAAAGGCUGUCUCCUGGUGAGACAUUGAAGACGAUCAAACCUUUUCUGCCCACUUUUUCUGCCAUCUGACUUUACAAAGUCUAUUUAUUUCAUUCUUCUAGACAACAGGACCCCAGAUUCUGCUACAUGUUUGCACUGACAGCUUGGUCAAAAUUUUCUUUUGUUUUUACAUCUACGACAUGUAAAAUGCAGCAUGUAAAUAUCUAUGUGUAUCACUGAUUAUGAAAACGUACCUUUUACUCAUCACACCUCCUCGUGGGAUUUACAUUUUCUGUCCGUCUUUAUCGUUCUUCAUGGGUUGAAACAUUCCACGCUUCUCGUUAACACUUUGAUGUGCAAUGUGACGUAUGUCGGGCCUCUGGUUUGCGCUUAUUAUGUACGCAGACGGUUGCCUUGUAUUCGGUGCAGUCUAAGUUAAAGUAAGACGAACAGCCGUACUCACACCCAAACACCUGGAGGAUAGUGCAGGAGGAAUCGCAGCGACGAUGAAAUCAUUGUUUUACGCUUUUGGGUUUUUUUUCUACUCGAUCCACUUGUCCGUUCCAAUGGGGGAACACGUACUCGACAGUUUCCUGGGCCUUGGAUUGGGGCUGUGCUGUAGCAGUAUUUAUGGAGAGAAACAAGACAUAGCACCAAAAUGACAAAGUGCCCUUUUUAUGUUCUUAUUGAGUAUGCACUUUUUCCUUUUUGUUCUUCCUGUUUAUACAAAAAAAAAGUUCUUAACAUUUAUUGACUGUUGCGAGUCUUAACUGAAAGAAACAAAAGAUAUUAAUGCACAAGAGAUUUAUUUACCCUCUUUGGUCCUCCUGAAAAACACCUGAGCUGUGACGCCUCAGUCGUCUAAGCCAUCGAGUCCCAUUAGUCUUUUACCAAAGCAUUCCCACUUGCUGGUUGAAUGUUUCUGCAGAUAGCAGCUAAAGGCGGUCGGCGUCGUAGUGAAGCUGCCCUCGCAGCAUUCUGUCUGCUCAUGGUAAAACCUAAAAAAAACAACUGUUUUGCACAUGUGAUUCAACAUGCUUUAUUUGAAAUUAGGAUCUCCAGAAUUUUGUUCACAGGGUUAAAAAUAGGAAAUUAUUAGAAAUCUGAGUUCAUAUGAGAGGUCAUUCCAAUGAGAGUCUCUUAAUUACUCGUGGUGCUAUAAAAGUUACUGAAUCACACCUGUAACUUCAUGCUUAGUCUGUGGUUAACUUUUGAGCUUUUGGUUUGUUUUCAGCAGUUCUCUGAAGACCCAUUUGAUUAAAGCACCAUUUGAUUAGUGAAUUGAUUCUCUGUCUUUCUGAAUUUGACAGUGUUCUCAUAUCUUCAACAUUCCUAAAGUCAGGUUGGGAUUUCCUCAGAGAUUAUCGAUGGACUCGGUGUGGAAUACAUCAAAUAAAUACUUCAGCAAUUGUAAAUAAGAUCUUCAAUGAUUGUACUGUAGUUUCAUAAAUCCUAUUGAUCUACACUUUUUGUAGAUAUAUGUACCUUUGAUUUAUUAAAAAGAUUCUUUGACAUG